AUGAGGGUGGUCCUUCUGCUCUGUCUGCUGACGCUGGUCAGCAGCAAAUACUACCAGCAUGUCGACGUCAUGGACAUCAUGAAAAACUACGACAUCAUGAUGGCAGAUUCCGAUGACGACGAUGAUGAUGGCAACAAUUAUGACGAUCGCUACGACAGCUGUCCCUUGGGCUGCCAUUGCUCGCCUCGGGUGGUACAGUGCUCCGAUCAAGGUCUGAUCAGCGUUCCGGAAAAGAUUCCCGCCGACAUCUUGAUGAUCGACCUUCAAAACAACGACAUAACUGAGAUAAAGGAGGAUGACUUUAAAGGCCAGGAAAAACUUUAUGGCUUGUUCCUGAUCAACAACCGCAUCUCCAAGAUCCAUCCGCGGGCCUUUAAGAACAUGAACAAGCUGCGCCUGCUCUACCUUUCUUACAACCUGCUAACAGAGAUUCCAGCCAAUCUGCCUCCCAACGUCAUCGAGCUGCGUUUCCAUGAAAACAAAAUUAACAGAAUCCAGAGUGACGCGUUCAAAGGCCUGAGGAAGCUGCACGUGCUCGAGUUGGGUGCUAACCCGCUAGCCAACAGCGGCAUGGAGUUGGGUGCCUUCAACGGGCUGAGCACACUCUACGUGGGAAUGUCGGAAAGCAGGCUGACGGCUGUGCCCAAAGAUUUGCCCUCCUCCAUCACAGAGCUCAACCUGGAGUACAACAAGAUCUUUAAGGUCGAAGUGGAGGACUUCAUCAGAUAUAAAAAUCUUCAGAGACUGAGCCUGAGCUUCAACCAAAUCCGCUUCGUGGAGAACGGCAGUCUGGCCAAGAUCCCCAACAUCCGCGAGAUCCACCUGGACAACAACAGUCUAAAAAAGGUCCCGUCCGGACUCAGCUCCCUGCGUUACCUUCAGGUGAUUUUCCUCCACGCCAACAAAAUCACCAGCGUAGGCGUCAACGACUUCUGCCCGCUCCGAUUCGGCGAGAAAAAGAACUUGUACAACGGCAUCAGCCUAUUCGCCAACCCUGUCAAGUACUGGGACAUCCACCCCGCCACUUUCCGAUGUGUGGGCGGAAGACGGGGCGUUCAGCUCGGGAACUUCCGCAAGUGA
Nerophis lumbriciformis (worm pipefish) is the source of this 1080-nucleotide messenger RNA. Lineage: Eukaryota; Metazoa; Chordata; Actinopteri; Syngnathiformes; Syngnathidae. The record is from RefSeq and is a predicted model, not a curated record.